Molecule: messenger RNA, 660 nt
Organism: Prunus armeniaca (apricot)
Lineage: Eukaryota; Viridiplantae; Streptophyta; Magnoliopsida; Rosales; Rosaceae
Source: the annotation of a GenBank genome assembly
AUGGCCUCAUCAAUAGCAGAAUUGAACUGUUUGUACAACGUCAUCAAAAGACAUUACAAUUCUCAGGAGUCCCUCAAAUUAGAGGAACAACAUAUCAGACUGUCUGGGCAUGAAAUGGAGAACGUCAGAGGAAUUAAAAGUUGUACAACUACAUUUAAGAGGGAACUGUGGAAACGUUUUAGGACUUUACUCGUGCGUCAACUGAAAGAGAAUGAGGUCAAACUCAUCCAAGAAUUAAAGGAGCCAAAAUCAACUGGUGACUGGAAUGUGGUGGACUAUUUGGUGAAAUACGUCUCUACACCGUUAGAAGAGCGUAUCAACUUACCUGUUCCACCCGCCUAUUUGGUCAAGCCUGCCUCUAAAGGUUUAAAUAUGGCUAAAACUUGGUGCUUAGAAAGGUUGACGGCUUGUGGAAGAUUUUGCGGGAUCCUGUUUAAUGUUUUGCUGAUGAUAUGGAUUUCCAAGGGUGCUUCCAGAAUAUGGCCUGGCCCUUCUGAUACUCGUGGCAGUGACCACACAGAUAACUCCCCCGCUAAGCCCGACACUCCUCCCACUAGCACUGACAACAAGGACAUGCGAUCUACCAAAAAUGAUGAUAUAAGUGUACAAGUUGCAGGCAAAGGAUUGAAGAUGCUCCUCGAGAGUUCUCUUGAUAUCUGA